Epithele typhae is the source of this 654-nucleotide messenger RNA. RefSeq lists its product as uncharacterized. The transcript is spliced from 5 exons. The record is from RefSeq and is a predicted model, not a curated record. Bases 1 to 654 code for a protein of 217 amino acids. NCBI's taxonomy places the organism in Eukaryota, Fungi, Basidiomycota, Agaricomycetes, Polyporales, Epitheliaceae.
AUGGCCGACGCUUUCGACGACGAAUACUUCGCGUACCUCGAACAGAAUAUUGUCGAGAUUUUCAAGCUCACGGAGAUCAGCACUGGGACGCCCUUCGUCUCAGGAUGCCCGACGUUCAAGCGCCCCCGAACGCAAAUUGCCCCGCACAGGAUGGCGCCGCCUGGAGGACUUCCCCUCGAAGAGUUCCGGAUGCAGCCGAGUUCGAGGACGGAAGAGUUUGAGGACAACGUCGUGCACUUUGGGCUGACCGACGGUCGUCCCGGAGUCUCGCUCGAGUCCGCGUUCAGCGGCGACGGCGAGUGGAUGCAGAUCCAAGACGGGGAUCACCCGGCGUAUCACCCCGACUGGGGCGUUGCUGCUAAGGGCCACUUCCGAUGCCAGGUAUGCCGCGGCGCCCAUCUUCAAGGGUCCUCUGGCAAGUACGAGAGGCAGAUCACCGCUAUGAGAUCCACCGCCGGGGGCGAGUCUAUCACCCGCAAGACGCUCGCGAGGAAGAUCGCUAUAGAAAUCGGAAGUGCCAUCAAAAAAGUGGAGCCGCAAUACUACAACGGAAAGAAGAUCAAGCUCGAGCACCUCCGAUUGGUCGAGUACCGACGCAAGUCCAAGGGAUCCUGGGAGCCCGUUUUGCAAAUUAACGAGUCCAUGAUGGGGUAG